UACCAACGUGUGCUUGUUUCAAAUAAUUUUACACGUUCAGCUGCUGGCAGGGGUACUCGGUAGGUGCGCCCUAAACAAAGCUGAGUUUGCGAGGCGAGAACACUGGAAAGUGCAUCUUCCAAUACGGAGAAAAGGUGAACGUGAAGGGACCUCUCGUCAAUUCUGAACUAUGGAGCGCUCAAAACAGAGUCACGACAAUCAAGCUGACAGUAGACCGACUACAAACGAAAGUUCUCUAAACGGACACUUUGACGGCUUGGUAAAAAAAGACACCCGGAAUGUGGGAUGUCAAGGGACGGGGACCGCCGGUGAGUCGAGUUCGCAUACAGGGUCGUCAGUCGUGGAAAACUGGAAGCAUGAGCGCACCCGAAGUAUAGAAGACAACGAGAUGAGCUUGCCUAGUCUGGCAGCUGCUUAUACCACUAUUAUCCGGGGACUCGGCGAAGACCCGCAAAGACAGGGACUUCUCAAAACUCCCUGGAGAGCCGCAACUGCGAUGCAGUUCUUCACCAAGGGAUACCAGGAGAAAAUAAUAGAUGUGCUGAACGAUGCCAUCUUCGACGAGGACCACGAUGAGAUGGUUAUCGUGAAGGACAUCGACAUGUUCUCCAUGUGCGAGCACCACCUGGUGCCCAUCUUUGGCAGGGUCCACAUAGGCUAUCUCCCCAAUAAAAGGGUGCUGGGCCUCAGCAAGCUGGCCAGGAUUGUUGAAAUCUACAGCCGUCGACUGCAAGUUCAAGAGCGGUUGACCAAACAAAUCGCUGUGGCGAUCACUGAAGCUCUGCAGCCUGCUGGGGUGGGCGUCGUCAUCGAGGCAACUCACAUGUGCAUGGUGAUGAGGGGGGUGCAGAAGAUGAACAGCAAGACUGUGACCAGCACCAUGCUGGGGGUGUUCCGGGAGGACCCGAAGACACGGGACGAGUUCCUCACCCUAAUCAGGAACUGAGAGGGACGGCUGGCCCACAAACCUGCUGCCCAGCCCAGCGCAGACCCCUCUCCCUGUCGCCUGCCUGGAGCUAGAGCAGUCCACACAGCAGUUUUGGUACGAAGCCUGGAGUCCGGGCUUGCAGAGUGUAUGUGAGUUGUGUGUAUGUGUGUGUCUAUCCCUCCACCCCCUUCCAAAUAAUCACACACAUCACAUGGUCGCAUGACAUAGCUGUCUUGUGUGUGUACAUGACAGUCUUACUAAACGGUGUCUGUCAGCUGGCUUAACCUAAACAUUAAUAGUUUGGAUCAAUGAUUAGUGUUUCUUAUGGUUACUUAAUUUAAAGGACUUUGAUCCUGUUAAAAACAUUAUUUUUUUUGUAACUUUUCAUUAGAUUGAACCUCCAAGUACGGUAAAGAUACUUACACCUACGUAGAAACAUCCUAACAUUAAAAUCAAUAUCUUUAUCCAAAGUAAGCUAUGCCCAGUAGGACCAUAUGUCAGUUUGACUUUUUAAUUUAUUUUAUUGAACCUUUAUUUCACUUGGCAAGUCAGUUAAGAACAAAUUCUUAUUUACAAUGACGGCCUAGCAAAAGGCAAAAGACCUCCUGCGGAGACGGGGGCUUGGAUUAAAAUAAUAAUAAGACAAAACACACAUCACGACAAGAGACAACACAACACUACAUGAGCCAAACCUAUUCAAAAGUGCCAAGUGCCCAUUUCACAUGGCAUCAUAUUCCUGCUCAAGCCAAAUACUCGCUUUCAAAUUUGGUAGCCACUACUUUAAAUACAGUAUACUGCACCCUGCAACUUCAGGGAACUAACAAUAAUGGCUUUCUGAGGGUUAACUGAAUAAAUCCUAUACAGGAUCGGUGUCCCCCCGGGGAACGGUUGAGCUGACGUAGGCUAAUGUGAUUCGUAUGAGGUUGUAAGUAACAAGAACAUAUCUGAUAUGGGCAGAAAGCUUAAAUUAUUGUUAAUCUAACCGCACUGUCCAAUUUACAGUAGCUAUUACAGUGAAAGAAUACCAUGCUAUUGUUUGAGGAGAUUGCACAGUUAUGAACUUGAAAACAUAUUAAUAAACCAAUUAGGCACAUUUGAGCAGACUUGACACAACAUUUUGAACAGAAAUGCAAUGGUUCACUGAAUCAGUCUAAAACUUUGCACAUACACUGCUGCCAUGUAUUGGCCAAAAUCUAAAUUGUGCCUAGAUAUAUAUUGGCCUUUUUAUUGCAUUUUAAAGAUGAUGGAACAAAAACAUGUUUUUUUCUUUGUAUUAUCUUUUACCAGAUCUAAUGUGUUAUAUUCUCAUACAUGAAUUUCACAUUUCCACAAACUUCAAAGUGUUUCCUUUCAAAUGGUAUCAAUAAUAUGCAUAUUCUUGCUUCAGGCCCUGAGCUACAGGCAGUCAGAUUUGGGUAUGUCAUUUUAGGCGGAAAUUGAACAAAAAGGGUCCGAUCCUUAAUGAACUGUGGUGUUCAAAUUAUGUGAGGUAAUGUCACUGUUAGUUUUGCAUUUGUUCUAUAACCAAAGGACCAAGGUUUCCAAGGGUGCAGUUAAAGUGACUGGAUGAUAACUGGCUAGUGCAAUGAAGGAUGACCAGACGGGACUAAAAAGUGUCCAUUUUAGGUCACCCUGUCUUAAUAUGGACACCCUAGAUUAUUCGCUAAUAGUCUCACUCACUAUUGUAGUUAUUUGUUGAAAAUGUCACAAUAGUACAGAUUCACAGACGUGUGACUGAUAGUCUGCUUUCUCUGUAUCCCCCAAGUGGGCAUUUCACCAUUCAGAGAGGAUUUCUAUUGGGCACCCCUUUGUAUCUCUCUGUAAGUUGUAAUGGCCUAUGUGCGUGUGUAUUUGUUUGUGUGUGUUGAAGGCCAGCCCAGUAUAUAUUCUGCUGUCCUGCCUUACUGAUUUUUCACUUGAUAAGUAGAGUUCACUUCCGACAAUGAAUUUGAAGAGACUAGACGCAAAGGAAUCGGCUGUCUCCACUCAUCUCUUGGAAAAGAAACAUGUUUUACUCUCUUACCCUUCUAAUGUCAAUUCUGUUACACUUCUAAAUAUCUACGUAUGUCUGUGUAUAAAUGUUUCAGAAUUGUAGUUACCUUUUUAAAUGUUAAAAAUAUUCUGCAGUUUAGAGUACAGUACAUCCCUCUUUGCUACGUCACAUAUAUUGUAUGUAUGCAAUUUCAUGUAUUAUCUUAGCAAAUUAGGGAUAUUAAAAUAUAGUAACCUACAUGAAAAUGACGUACAGUGUAAGGAUAAAUAGGUUUAGUAGCAAGGAACAUGUAUGCUGAUGAGCGCUAUACUUUUUUAUUUAUUGGAAAUAUAUAACACUCAUAUUGAAAUGGGGAGGUUUUAACCAAUGCGAUUUGAUCAUUGGGGUACUGUGUGUGUGUUUGGAGUAGAUGAGCGCUAUAGUCAGUCAGACAGCUCCUGCAUCAUCUCUGUGGCCGCCUUUAGGAGGAUUUGUUCUUUGGGUUCCUUCACUACUGUCGUUUACAUUACACUUCUUACUGUGUUCAUUUGAAAGAGUUUAACAAAGCAAAAUAAAUCUGUGUGUGAACUAGGAA
Messenger RNA from Oncorhynchus masou masou (cherry salmon), 3495 nucleotides. Its product is annotated as GTP cyclohydrolase 1. Gene Ontology annotation, biological process: tetrahydrofolate biosynthetic process; tetrahydrobiopterin biosynthetic process. The transcript is spliced from 6 exons. The record is from RefSeq and is a predicted model, not a curated record. Gene Ontology annotation, cellular component: cytoplasm. NCBI's taxonomy places the organism in Eukaryota, Metazoa, Chordata, Actinopteri, Salmoniformes, Salmonidae. Gene Ontology annotation, molecular function: zinc ion binding; GTP cyclohydrolase I activity; GTP binding. The coding region runs from base 170 to 946 and encodes 258 amino acids.